AUGGCAUUUAUUAAAAUUUUCACAAUUAUUGCCAUAACAUCACUGGUCAGUGCUGAGUAUGAUGAUGAUGGUCAUUCAGUUGGAUAUAGUUAUGCAAAGUUUAGUGGACCUGUCAGUGGUCCAGCAAAGGAAGUUGUAACGCAUGAUAAACAUCAUGGAACUUCCAUUGACUAUGUCGCAAAGCCAGAUUAUCAAUUCGAGUACGGAGUUGAAGAUCCAAAAUCACACGUUUCACAGUUCCGUAAAGAGAAUCGACAUGACGACGCAGUUGUUGGUGAAUAUAGCUACACAGAUCCACUCGGUCAUGUGCGACUUGUUAAAUAUACAGCAGAUAAGAUUCAUGGUUUCCGUGCUGAAAUUUAUGUUGAUGGAAAAUUAGAACAACCUCAUGGAGCUCAAGCAGUUCCACAAGAAAAUCAUCAUUAUCAUCCACAACAUCAGCAGACAAGAGAUUAUGAUUCACAUGAUGAGGUAAAGGAGGUUAGUGAAGAUGAAGAAGGAGGUGAUUACGAUAGCAGUGAAUAUUAAGUGACUUAGAAUGAUCAAAUUU
This is a messenger RNA of Chironomus riparius, 550 nucleotides long. NCBI's taxonomy places the organism in Eukaryota, Metazoa, Arthropoda, Insecta, Diptera, Chironomidae. The record is from the annotation of a GenBank genome assembly.